AUGUCCUCGCUGACCCAGCGCAGCUCGGGCCUGGUGCAGCGCCGCACCGAGGCCUCCCGCAGCGCGGCCGACAAGGAGCGGGCGGCGGGCGGCGGCGGCGGCAGCGGCGAGGACGACGCGCAGAGCCGCCGCGACGAGCAGGACGACGACGACAAGGGCGACUCCAAGGAAACGCGGCUGACCCUGAUGGAGGAGGUGCUCCUGCUGGGCCUCAAGGACCGAGAGGGAUACACAUCAUUUUGGAAUGACUGUAUAUCAUCUGGAUUACGUGGCUGUAUGUUAAUUGAAUUAGCAUUAAGAGGAAGGUUACAACUAGAGGCUUGUGGAAUGAGACGUAAAAGUCUAUUAACAAGAAAGGUGAUCUGUAAGUCUGAUGCCCCAACAGGGGAUGUUCUUCUUGAUGAAGCUCUAAAACAUGUUAAGGAGACUCAACCUCCAGAAACAGUCCAGAACUGGAUCGAAUUACUUAGUGGUGAAACAUGGAAUCCAUUAAAAUUGCAUUAUCAAUUAAGGAAUGUACGGGAACGAUUAGCUAAAAACCUGGUAGAAAAGGGCGUAUUGACAACAGAGAAACAGAACUUCCUACUUUUUGACAUGACCACACAUCCCCUCACCAACAACAACAUUAAGCAGCGCCUCAUCAAGAAGGUACAGGAAGCUGUUCUUGACAAGUGGGUGAAUGACCCUCACCGCAUGGACAAGCGCCUGCUGGCCCUCAUUUACCUCGCCCACGCCUCGGAUGUGCUGGAGAAUGCCUUCGCUCCCCUGCUGGAUGAGCAGUAUGAUUUAGCCACCAAGAGAGUGCGGCAGCUCCUCGACUUGGAUCCUGAGGUGGAAUGCGUGAAGACCAACGCCAACGAGGUCCUGUGGGCGGUGGUGGCGGCCUUCACCAAGUAA
This is a messenger RNA of Pipistrellus nathusii (Nathusius's pipistrelle), 897 nucleotides long. NCBI's taxonomy places the organism in Eukaryota, Metazoa, Chordata, Mammalia, Chiroptera, Vespertilionidae. The record is from the annotation of a GenBank genome assembly.